CGUAAAGCACCACGGUAAACGUCACCAAACGUCACAUUAUUCCUAGUGUUCUGGUUGUUCGCGUGUUCCGUUCUUAUACAAGUUUAACGCGACCGUCAAUUAAAAAACGUUUUUCAAAAAUGUUUAUUACGUGUCUCCGUUUCCGAACGAAAUAUAAAUGUGUUUGAGUCGAUUUAUGUCACGAAUUAUUUGAAAUUCGCCAAAAACUUUUAUUUAUUGGAGAAACCGUUCGGUGUGGUGAUUGAAGAAAAAAAAAGUUGUUUGAUUUGAAAGCGUCGGACGCCCACCUUUUUUUAUAUGGUAGGUUUUUUGCGUUUUGUUACAACCCUCCCCACAAGUAAAUAAAAUGAAAACGAAAAGAAUCGUCCGAAAAUCGACCACCAAAACCACUUCUAAAACCAUCAAAAAACCAACCGAUAUCAAACAAAAAGUAUUAAAGAUGCUUGCUGUAAUGGAAAAGCAACAAUCUGCUAGUUCGAGCAGCACUACUAGUGGAAGUAGUUCCACGGCGAUAUCUCCGGAAAACGGAGCUCACGCGAAGGAGUUUCUAUCUUCGGGUCGAACCGGACGUCGAAACGCGAUGCCAAAUAUACUCGGUGAACACGCGGUUGUGAGCAGCUCCGAUUUACCGGGUAGAUUACAAGCUUUGACGACGACUGAAAAACAAGAUGACGUCGAGAAAGAUGCAAAACCAGGACCGAGUUGUUCUAAAAGUUGAAUGGUUUUUGUGUUUGAACCAAGUUUUUGGGCGGAAAAAAAAUUUGUAUAAUGCCGAGAAUGGAUUGAGAUCGACCGGGUUGGAUUGAGGAAUGUCAAUUAAUUAACAAUUUAGAACGCCAAGAAAAAUAAAAUAAUCUAGUCCGCUUAGAUUAUAAAUUUUUGAUUAAGAAUCUCGUUUAAAUAAAUUUUAAUUCGUUUAUAAAGUUUAGAUCUGAUUUUUUUUUUGACUGAUUCAGUAAUUAAAUUUUUUUUAGAUGUAAAUUAGCCUAAAAGCAAAACGAAUGUUCUUGCCUGGUACAUUUUUAUUUUCGUUAUAACAGUUGAUUAGCAGUCAAUAAUACUUUAAUGUCUAUUAAUAGACAAACUUGGCUACCAAACAAAAUCGAAAUCAUCGCUCAUUAAAAUACAAAUGUGUAAACGUUUUGUUUAUUAUUAAAAAGCAAUAAAAAGAAUGAAGCAAAAACCUUUGUAAAUACCUAUUUAUCUAGAUGUGAUGUAUUAAUAGGUGUAUUUAUCUUUUUAUUUUGAUUCAAAAACGCAAAAAUAAAUUAUAUAUAACAUUAAUUGAUAUUAAAUUUGAGAAGUAUUAAUGGCCUAGUAAUGUAUAAUUAUUAUUUUUAUUGAUUCAACUUCGACUUUUUGUGAUAUUAGAAUCAAAAAGCCUAGUCAUUUGUAUUGCGUGAAUGUAUUUGUAUAAAUAAAAAUUUAAAAAGUCGGUUUUAAUUAA
Molecule: messenger RNA, 1447 nt
Organism: Onthophagus taurus
Lineage: Eukaryota; Metazoa; Arthropoda; Insecta; Coleoptera; Scarabaeidae
Biological process (GO): negative regulation of protein kinase activity
Molecular function (GO): cAMP-dependent protein kinase inhibitor activity
Source: RefSeq, a predicted model, not a curated record